AUGGAUCUAACAGUUGUUGGGUCUAUUAACACCGAUCUCAUUUGUUAUUCUAGCAGAUUUCCGCUACCCGGAGAAACAAUCGAAGGAACCAAAUUCUCUGUAGGAUUUGGUGGAAAAGGUGCAAAUCAAUGUGUUGCUGCAAGAAAGCUUGGAGCAGCAGUAUCACUUGUCUCUCGGGUUGGUGACGAUGCUUUUGGUCGAAAUUAUCUGGAGUAUCUGAAACGAAUUGGAGUCGAGACAGGAACUAUACCCGUGAGUACGACGGCUGCCAGUGGCGUUGCAAUUAUAACUGUCGAACAGACCUUUGGGAACAACCAAAUUAUCAUUGUUCCGGGCGCAAACAACGAGAUCUCCAUUGAAGACGUCGACGAAGCUAUCAAAAAGGAGUUGGUUUCGAAAAAAGUCAUGGUUUGCCAGUUUGAGGCAUGUGUUACCUUCCCUAUCUGUGUUGCAUGUUCACACGUCGCUAUAGUAACAAAUUUCAUAGUAAUUCUGGUGUUGUGCCCUAUCAUCUUCAAGGCUAACGCCACUGCCACCCUGCAUGCAAUGGAAUGGGCUAAGGCACACGACGUUCUGACCAUACUGGACCCUGCACCAGCUCCUAACCCGCACUCAGACUUUGCGCCCCUGUUGCCGCGUUUCCUGGCGGCUUCCAGCAUCGUCUGCCCUAACGAGACUGAAGCGGCUGCCCUAACUGGUAUUCCUAGAUGGGAGGUACAACCGGAUCAGAUCCCUGAGGCCUCUAUACCCUGGCUCCUGGCCCUCUGGAAGCGCAGUGUCAAGUAUCCCUUAGUGACCUUGGGGUUAAGUGGAGUAAUUGCCCUUCUACCCAGGUCAGAGAGUGACCUCAUAACAGCCAUGGAUGUACGCGUCCUGCACUGUGACCAGCUGCCCGAUGACAAAGCCAUCUUCCAUUUGCGUGCGCCGGUCCACGCAAAAGCACUGGAUACUACAGGGGCCGGUGACUGCUUCACUGGGGCCUUGGCCUUCUACAUCUCGAAGUAUCCCGGUCUAAAAAUGGUGGAAAAGAUUCGUCGUUCCGUGUGGAUCGCCAGCCAAUCCGUUCUGCGUAUGGGCACGCAGGCGAGUUUCUACUCCCGUGAUGAACUGCAUCCAAGCCUGUUUGACGAUAAGAAGGAAUUUACGUGGCCGUAG
This is a messenger RNA of Dibothriocephalus latus, 1155 nucleotides long. NCBI's taxonomy places the organism in Eukaryota, Metazoa, Platyhelminthes, Cestoda, Diphyllobothriidea, Diphyllobothriidae. The record is from the annotation of a GenBank genome assembly.